ACAGCGAAUGACAGCAGCACAGUUCGCUCCUGCAGCAGAUCCAGAGAGAGACGGCUAACCCCCAGCGAACUGCCCGUGUGACUCGACUCAUCCUCGGAUCAGCUGCGUUUGGAGACACCGAGAACAACCAGCACACGAUAACUACGCUCGUUAUUUACCUCUCGCCUGCCUGAGCUGGUGAAGAUGGUGAAGCCAGACAUCCACACUCUGGCCCACCACCUGAAGCAGGAGCGGCUGUAUGUGGGGUCGGAAAAGCAGCUAAUCCAGAGGCUCAACAGUGAUGUGCUGAAGACAGCGGAGAGGCUGUACAGGGCCGCCUGGAUCGCCAAGCAGCAGAGGAUCAACCUCGAUCGUCUCAUUCUCACCAGUGUGGAGGCCUCUCCUGCCGAAUGCUGCCAACAUGCCAAAAUGUUGGAGGACACACAGUUUGUUGAUGGCUACAAGACCCUGGGCUUCCAGGAGACGAUCUAUGGCGAGUUUUUGGCCCGGUUGAGGGAGAACCCCAGACUGGUAGCUUCCUGCCUGGUGGCAGGAGAGAGGCUGAACCAAGAGCACACCCCCGGGGUCAUCUAUACAGUCUUCACCUCACUAUAUGGCAACUGUAUCAUGCAGGAGGACGAGAGCUAUUUGCUACAGGUGUUGCGGUACCUGGUAGAGUUUGAGCUGAAGGAGAGUGACAACCCUCGCCGUCUGCUGCGACGGGGAACCUGUGCCUUCAGCAUCCUUUUCAAGCUCUUCUCAGAGGGCCUGUACUCAGCCAAGCUCUUCCUCACUGCCACCCUCCACGAACCCAUUAUGCAGCUACUGGUGGAAGAUGAAGACCACCUGGAGACGGACCCAGGCAAGGUUACGGAGCGCCUCACUCCGGCUCAGCAGGAGCGCUUCGGAGAGAAGGGCUCUGAUGGCUACAAACAGAGGGUGCAGGCAGCUGUGGAGGCCAACGAAGCCAAGCUGGUGGCUCUGGUCAACAAAUUUAUUGGUUACUUGAAGCAAAACACCUACUGCUUCCCCCACAGCCUGCGCUGGAUUGUGUCCCAGAUGUACAAGACGUUGUCAUGUGUGGAGCGUCUGGAAGUAGGGGAGGUGCGCACCAUGUGUACAGACCUGCUGCUGACCUGCUUCAUCUGUCCAGCUAUCGUCAACCCGGAGCAGUAUGGUAUAAUCUCUGAUGCCCCCAUCAAUGAAGUUGCACGCUUUAAUCUAAUGCAGGUGGGGCAGCUUUUGCAGCAGUUGGCAAUGGCUGAUGAUGAUUCAGAUCCAAGGCGGAAAAGCAGUUUGUCUAAAUUUGAUAAGAGUUGUGUUGCUGCCUUUCUGGAUGUGGUAAUCGGAGGAAGAGCAGCCGAGACCCCACCCAUGUCCUCGAUGAACCUUCUAGAAGGCCUCAGCAGGACUGUGGUCUAUAUUACACAUAAUCAGCUGCUAUCAAUGGUGGACUUUGUGCGCAGUGUGACUGCAGGGGACCAGCUCCGGGAGGAGGAGCACAUGGCCCUGGAGAACCUGCUGGCCAAUGUGCCCCAGUCUCGAACUGUGAAGAGCAACAGUCUGGAGCUCACUCCCUCCAACACCCCCCAGCUCUCCCCGGCUACCACUCCUGCCAACAAGAAGAACAGGCUCCCCAUAGGACAACACUUAGCUGCAAUAACAUCCUGGGACCCCACAAGCACCACUCUGUCUGCCCACAUUCCAUUAGUAGCCCCUUUUGCAGCUGCUCGUAGCCGCAGCCGUACCAACAUAGCCCAGGAGGGGGAGGCAGAGGCCAGCUCCCAAGAGUCCCUUCAGGAGACGGAGCCAGAGGAGGUGCUGGUGAUUUCACUAGGAACUGGUCCUCAGACGGUCCCUGGGAUGAUGUCAGAGAAUGAGGUUUUGAACCUGCAGAUUGCUGAUGGGGCCCAGGGAGAUAGUCAUGCUGAUGAUACCAAACUGCAUGGUAAACCAGACAAAACCCUGCGCUUCUCCCUCUGCAGUGACAACUUGGAAGGCAUCUCAGAGGGUCCUUCCAAUCGUUCUAAUUCAGUCUCGUCUCUGGACCUGGAGGGAGAGUCUGUCUCUGAGCUCGGAGCUGGACCCUCAGGCAGCAACGGGGUGGAGGCUCUACAGCUUUUGGAACAUGAACAGGCCACCACUCAGGACAACCUGGAUGAUAAACUGCGCAAGUUUGAGAUCAGAGACAUGAUGGGACUGACAGACGAUCGGGACAUCUCUGAGACAGUCAGCGAAACCUGGAGCACCGACGUGCUCGGCAGCGACUUCGACCCUAACAUGGAUGAGGAUCGGCUUCAGGAAAUAGCUGGGGCAGCUGCAGAGAACAUGCUUGGCAGCCUGCUGUAUCCUCCUGGCGCAAGUUCAGUGCUGCUGGACCCCUACGGCUCCACCAUCUCAGAGACCACAAGUGAGGCCUGGAGCGUGGAGGUCCUGCCCAGCGACUCAGAGGCCCCAGACCUGAAACAGGAGGAGCGUCUGCAGGAGCUGGAGAGCUGCUCAGGGGUCGGCAGCACCUCAGACGACACAGAGGUCAGAGAGGUCAGCUCUAGACCCAGCACCCCAGGCCUCAGUGUUGUCUCAGGUAUCAGUGCAACCUCAGAAGACAUCCCCAACAAGAUUGAGGACUUGCGGUCAGAGUGCAGCUCAGACUUUGGAGGGAAGGACUCUGUGACCAGUCCAGAUGGGGAGGAGUCAAGCCACGGAGCGCACCAUCUGACAUCUCCACCCUCACAGACCGAUUCCUUACUGGCCAUGUUCGAUCCCCUCUCCUCUGGCGAAGGCUCUUCCACUGGAACAAUUGUGCGGCCCAAAGUGCACUACGCCAGGCCAGCUCACCCUCCACCUGACCCUCCCAUCCCUGAGGCCAGCGCCCUGGGGCCAGACACGCGCCACUCUCUGUUCAUGCCCCACUGCCUGGCCCAGUCUGAGCUGGAGCACACCAAGCAGCGCCACUCCUUCCCGGACAGAAUGGUCCGCAGCCGCAGCUCUGACAUAGUGUGCCCAGGUCGUCGGCCCACGAGCGACCCCGGCCUGAACCGACGGGUAGCAGUUGAAGAGCGCGACCCUGCCGGGGCCUUCGCCUUAGGACCCUCCUCGUCCCCCAGCAAGGACUCCCUGAAAGGAGAGAUUGAGGACAGGAAAGACAGUGACGACGAGAAGUCUGAUCGCAACAGACCCUGGUGGAAGAAACGUUUUGUGUCAGCCAUUCCCAAAGCUCCAAUCGCAGCAUUUCGGAAAAGGGACAAACAAGAGAAGGAUGACAUUGUCCAGGAGCGUAUUUCACAAGAUGAGCUGUUGCCCAGACAAAGCAGUCAAGCACAGGCAGCUGAAGACAUCCUCGACAAGUACAGGAACAUCAAGAGGCCCAGCCCAAAUGAUGGAGCAGCAACUGGAGCUUCCUAUGACGGUACUGGAGAUCUUUGUGGUGAAGACAACGUUCACGACUCUCCAAGAGACGACGCACUGCAGAACAUGUCCACAGAUGACCUCCCAGACUCGGCCAGCCAGUCAGCAAAUCAGCACGACUCUAAGUUCUCUUUCAGUGAUGCAAAGAAGAAGUUGAGGCUAGCGCUGUGUUCUGCAGACUCUGUGGCUCUGCCCAUCAUGGCUCCUGCCACCACACGAAAUGGGCUGCCUGAUCACAUGGAUACUGAAGACAAUGAUAUCGUCUGCUUCCUGAAAGUCCAGCUCGCGGAAGCCAUCAACCUCCAGGACAAGAACCAGAUGGCCCAGAUCCAGGAGACCACACGCUGCGUCGGCCGCUUCGAUGCACGCACCUGCAGGAAGCUGCUGGCUGCCAUUGCGGAUGACUACAGAAAGCGGGCACCGUACAUAGCUUAUUUAACCAGGUGUCGUCAGGGCCUGCAGACCUCUCAGGCUCAUCUGGAGCGGCUCCUCCAGAGGGUGCUCAGAGACAAGGAGGUCGCGAACCGCUACUUCACCACUGUCUGUGUUCGACUCCUUCUGGAACACAUGGAAUCCAAGAUGCUUGACUUUACUAAGGCGUUCCAGGGGUGCACAGCGUCGGAUGACAAGACAGCAGCAGUGGAGGAUUUUCUGCGCUACUUGUACGGUGCUAUGGCCCGUGAUGCCAUUUGGCAGUAUGCAAGCGAGGACCAGCUGCAGGAUGCCCAGAUGGCUAUCGAGCGCAGCGUUAUGAACCGCAUCUUCAAACUGGCUUUCUACCCCAACCAGGAUGGAGAUAUUCUCAGAGACCAGCUUUUACACGAACACAUCCAGCGGGUCUCAAAAGUAGUGACGGCCACUCACAAAGCUCUUCAAAUCCCAGAGGUUUACUUGAGGGAGGCUCCCUGGCCGUCUGCACAGUCUGAGAUCAGGACCAUCAAUGCAUACAAGACGCCACGGGACAAAGUCCAGUGUAUACUGCGCAUGUGUUCCACCAUCAUGAACCUCCUCAGUUUGGCCAAUGAAGACUCCGUCCCUGGAGCGGACGACUUUGUCCCUGUCCUCGUCUUUGUCCUCAUAAGGGCAAACCCGCCCUGCCUGCUGUCCACCGUUCAGUACAUCAAUAAUUUCUACGCCAGCCGGCUGAGUGGGGAGGAGUGCUAUUGGUGGAUGCAGUUCACCGCGGCGGUGGAAUUCAUUAAGACCAUCGACGAUCGCAAGUGAAGCAGAACAGCCACCUGUAUGGGCAGACUGCGGGGGAAGGAGCCGGGAGACUGGGAGACUUCCCAACCAACUGCUCCCUCUGCACAGUUUAUAAAACCUGGCCCUCAGCCUGCUCUUUAUUUGUAUAGCUUGUACAUAGCCAGAGACACUGAAAGAUUACAAAAUAUAUAUUACUGUAUGUAUGUGGACAAAUCCAGGUUUUAGCUGUGGUGAAAAAAAAUGGCCUUGGGGGAAAAAUUGGCAAGAUGUUACCCGAUUUGGAUUUUUCCUUUUACCUUUCUCUCUUCACUCAUGUUUCACUUUUGGGGGUCUGUAUUAAGAAUUUUAUAUACACACAGUUACCAGUAUGACAUUAAAUCAACAUAAAAGAUAAUCCUAUAUAGGGAUAUAGGGACCAGACUUGCUUGAUGUGAUCACUGAUCUUAUUUUUCCCCCCAGAGUGAGAGGGAAGGGCUUCCAAUUAAAUUACAUUAUAAUGUUGAUUAAAUGCUUUGUAACGUGGGGAUUGACAGUGCGUGAGAAGAUACUGGUGGGAUUUGGUGACUCAUAAACACUGAAAUCAAUUCACAAUAACCAUACUCAUCAGGUCAGUGUAUCAGACAGUAGGGCAGCUUAUUUCAUGAAGUGUUUACUUCAUCCUAUUCCCAAAAAACACGUGUCAGUGACAAUUUGGACACAAGGGCCCACGUAUUUAUAUGAAAUAAAAUGUAUUUAUUUCUGUAAAUCUAUUUAAUGCUUUGUUGAUCUAAUUUCAAACAUAAUGGAAAUGCACAUUAUGGCCAUUCAAGAUGUCUGAGGCAAGUAGUGGCGGCGUCAUAAUAAACUUGCAAGAAAAGCUUGAGAUAAGAAAGGCACCUUAGCAAUGAGUCGCCCUCGGGCGGGGGGGGGGGGGGGUGGG
Molecule: messenger RNA, 5509 nt
Organism: Platichthys flesus (European flounder)
Lineage: Eukaryota; Metazoa; Chordata; Actinopteri; Pleuronectiformes; Pleuronectidae
Gene: gapvd1
Product: GTPase activating protein and VPS9 domains 1
Exons: 28
Coding region: 184-4611 (1475 amino acids)
Biological process (GO): regulation of GTPase activity; vesicle-mediated transport
Cellular component (GO): cytosol; endocytic vesicle
Molecular function (GO): guanyl-nucleotide exchange factor activity; small GTPase binding
Source: RefSeq, a predicted model, not a curated record